CACGAGGAGUUACUGGAAACGGCGCUUCUGUGGAGGAGCCGGGGGGAUGGGGAGUAGGGGGAGGGGGCCCUGUUGCCUCAGCGCCCCGAGGUCGUGGAGCGGCAGCAGCUGCGGCCGGAGCAGCAGCAGCGACAGCAACAGCGAGCGGGACGGAGUUAGGACCGCUCGGAGCGCACAGGUCUCUAGGUAGUAUAAGGUUUGCUAUCCUUCCACUUGCUGGCAGUUGCAGAAGAUGAUCUGCUUUUUAAGUGAAACGUACAUGCCACCCCUCCGAGGGCUGCGGCUUCCCCGGGCUUGCUUUUUUGCCGCUCCUCUUUCCGGCUCUCGCGCUCACUCUUUAAUUGGCACUGGCCCCUAAGUUUGCCGGGAGCUCGCUGCCCGCUUGGAGCAGGGUCCCGGCCAGGAGCCGCGGGCGGGGGCGCGGAGCCCGGGAGCCGCAAUCCAGAAGCGUCGUGGGCCAUGUAUAUUUCGUCAAACGGACUUUGGGUGCGUCGCGUCUCACAGCCAUCAGCGCUAUGUGCAGUGACAUUUCUGACUUGAGUGGAGGAAUGCGCGAAGGAAACCCGGGCGAAAUUGGUACUAGAGGAUCUUCUUGGCGCCAAUGCUAAUUGUCCUGAUUUAUGCCCCUUCUGACUAAGCUCAACGCCUUCAUCUGAAAUAAAAUGAAAGCGGUGCCAAGCCGCAUAGAACCGCCUGGCCGCUGGUUCUGAUCCCCGGGAACCAGAAAAUCGUCCUGCGGCUUGGAAAAAAAAAAAAAAAAAAAAAGAGGAAAAAAAAAAGAAAUAGAAAUAGAAAAAAGAAAAAAUAUCCCUCAGUAAAAGUUUAAGGCGAGAAGUGUCAGAGGCAGCGGCGCGAGGAGGCGCGGAGGAGAGCCGGCGAGCAGGGGACUGGGCUGGCACGACCUCCGAAGGCUGAGAUCUCAUUAUUAAUAUCACUAUAUUUUUGGAGGGAGAGGCACCUUUCUCAUCCUCUCUUCCUCUCCGCCCACCCUUACUCCCUCCCCCUCAUCUACCUGUCAAAGUCACUGAUCUUUUGCAUUUCGGAAGAGGACGUCAACGGGAAGGAAUUCCCCCUCUGGGUGCCGGCUCCGAGAGGGGGCGACGUGCAGGAGGCUCCCCCCGGGGGCGGAGGCGAAGGGUGUUGGUGCCAGAAGAAAAGAAUGAUUGAUGGGAAACAGACACCGGGCUAUAGACACUCAUCCUUUUGCUUCAGAUACUGAUAUCUCAGUCUGCCUGAGCAUCCCUUGUGAGCUGUGAACAUUGAGGAUCACUCAGGGUUAUCGGAUGUACAACGGGAGAGCCAUCACUUUGCUAAAUUAUUAUCUGCAGUUGGACAUCUUUUACAAAAACCAAACUAGACCUGAGUCUAAUAGAUAUGUUCCAAGACAAAGAAAAAGCUGCAAGUUGUUAACGCCUAACACACAAGUAUGUUAGGCUUCCACCAAAGUCCUCAAUAUACCUGCAUACGCACAAUAUCUUAACUCUUCAUAUUUGGUUUUGGGAUCUGCUUUGAAGUCCCAUCCUCAUUUAAAAAAAAAAUACACAGACCUACCUACCCAUAUACAUACAUAUAUAUGUGUAUAUAUAUGUAAAAUAGACAAAGAUCGCAGAUCAUAAAGCAAGCUCUGCUUUAGUUUCCAAGAAGAUUACAAAGAAUUUAGAGAUGUAUUUGUCAAGAUUCCUGUCGAUUCAUGCCCUUUGGGUUACAGUGUCCUCAGUGAUGCAGCCCUACCCUUUGGUUUGGGGACAUUAUGAUCUGUGUAAGACUCAGAUUUACACGGAAGAAGGGAAAGUUUGGGAUUACAUGGCCUGCCAGCCGGAAUCCACGGACAUGACAAAAUAUCUGAAAGUGAAACUCGAUCCUCCGGAUAUUACCUGUGGAGACCCUCCUGAGACGUUCUGUGCAAUGGGCAAUCCCUACAUGUGCAAUAAUGAGUGUGAUGCGAGUACCCCUGAGCUGGCACACCCCCCUGAGCUGAUGUUUGAUUUUGAAGGAAGACAUCCCUCCACAUUUUGGCAGUCUGCCACUUGGAAGGAGUAUCCCAAGCCUCUCCAGGUUAACAUCACUCUGUCUUGGAGCAAAACCAUUGAGCUAACAGACAACAUAGUUAUUACCUUUGAAUCGGGGCGUCCAGACCAAAUGAUCCUGGAGAAGUCUCUCGAUUAUGGACGAACAUGGCAGCCCUAUCAGUAUUAUGCCACAGACUGCUUAGAUGCUUUUCACAUGGAUCCUAAAUCCGUGAAGGAUUUAUCACAGCAUACGGUCUUAGAAAUCAUUUGCACAGAAGAGUACUCAACAGGGUAUACAACAAAUAGCAAAAUAAUCCACUUUGAAAUCAAAGACAGGUUCGCGUUUUUUGCUGGACCUCGCCUACGCAAUAUGGCUUCCCUCUACGGACAGCUGGAUACAACCAAGAAACUCAGAGAUUUCUUUACAGUCACAGACCUGAGGAUAAGGCUGUUAAGACCAGCCGUUGGGGAAAUAUUUGUAGAUGAGCUACACUUGGCACGCUACUUUUACGCGAUCUCAGACAUAAAGGUGCGAGGAAGGUGCAAGUGUAAUCUCCAUGCCACUGUGUGUGUGUAUGACAACAGCAAAUUGACAUGCGAAUGUGAGCACAACACUACAGGUCCAGACUGUGGGAAAUGCAAGAAGAAUUAUCAGGGCCGACCUUGGAGUCCAGGCUCCUAUCUCCCCAUCCCCAAAGGCACUGCAAAUACCUGUAUCCCCAGUAUUUCCAGUAUUGGUAAUUGUGAAUGCUUCGGCCACUCCAAUCGAUGCAGUUAUAUCGAUCUGCUAAAUACAGUCAUUUGCGUGAGCUGUAAACACAACACUAGAGGGCAGCACUGUGAGUUAUGCAGGCUGGGCUACUUCAGAAAUGCUUCUGCACAACUGGACGAUGAGAAUGUGUGCAUAGAGUGUUAUUGUAACCCUUUGGGCUCAAUCCAUGAUCGUUGUAAUGGCUCAGGAUUUUGUGAGUGUAAGACUGGAACAACAGGGCCUAAGUGUGAUGAGUGUCUGCCGGGAAAUUCCUGGCACUACGGCUGUCAACCGAAUGUCUGCGACAACGAGCUCCUGCACUGCCAGAACGGAGGGACGUGCCACAACAACGUGCGCUGCCUGUGCCCGGCCGCAUACACGGGCAUCCUCUGCGAGAAGCUGCGGUGCGAGGAGGCUGGCAGCUGCGGCUCCGACUCUGGCCAGUGCGCGCCCCCGCACGGCUCCCCAGCGCUGCUGCUGCUGACCACGCUGCUGGGAAUCGCCAGCCCCCUGGUGUUCUAGGUGUCACCUCCAGCCACACCGGACGGGCCUGUGCCGUGGGGAAGCAGACACAACCCAAACAUUUGCUACUAACAUAGGAAACACACACAUACAGACACCCCCACUCAGACAGUGUACAAACUAAGAAGGCCUAACUGAACUAAGCCAUAUUUAUCACCCGUGGACAGCACAUCCGAGUCAAGACUGUUAAUUUCUGACUCCAGAGGAGUUGGCAGCUGUUGAUAUUAUCACUGCAAAUCACAUUGCCAGCUGCAGAGCAUAUUGUGGAUUGGAAAGGCUGCGACAGCCCCCCAAACAGGAAAGACAAAAAACAAACAAAUCAACCGACCUAAAAACAUUGGCUACUCUAGCGUGGUGCGCCCUAGUACGACUCCGCCCAGUGUGUGGACCAACCAAAUAGCAUUCUUUGCUGUCAGGCGCAUUGUGGGCAUAAGGAAAUCUGUUACAAGCUGCCAUAUUGGCCUGCUUCCGUCCCAGAAUCCCUUCCAACCUGUGCUUUAGUGAACGUUGCUCUGUAACCCUUGUUGGUUGAAAGAUUUCUUUGUCCGAUGUUAGUGAUGCACAUGUGUAACAGCCCCCUCCAAAAGCGCAAGCCAGUCAUACCCCUGUAUAUCUUAGCAGCACUGAGUCCAGUGCGAGCACACACCCACUAUACAAGAGUGGCUAUAGGAAAAAAGAAAGUGUAUCUAUCCUUUUGUAUUCAAAUGAAGUUAUUUUUCUUGAACUACUGUAAUAUGUAGAUUUUUUGUAUUAUUGCCAAUUUGUGUUACCAGACAAUCUGUUAAUGUAUCUAAUUCGAAUCAGCAAAGACUGACAUUUUAUUUUGUCCUCUUUCGUUCUGUUUUGUUUCAUUGUGCAGAGAUUUCUCUGUAAGGGCAACGAACGUGCUGGCAUCAAAGAAUAUCAGUUUACAUAUAUAACAAGUGUAAUAAGAUUCCACCAAAGGACAUUCUAAAUGUUUUCUUGUUGCUUUAACACUGGAAGAUUUAAAGAAUAAAAAUUCCUGCAUAAACGAUUUCAGGAAUUUGUAUUGCAAUUUCUUAAGAUGAAAGGAACAGCCACCAAGCAGUUUCACACUCACUUUACUGAUUUCUGUGUGGACUGAAUACAUUCAGCUGACGAAUUUAGUACCCAGGAAGAUGGAUUGAUGUUCACUAGCUUGGACAACUUCUGCAAAAUAUGAGACUAUUUCCACUUGGGAAAAAUUACAACAGAAAAAAAAAAAUCUAAGUGAUUGCCAAGAUUAUGCCAAAGCCUGUUGGCAGAGUACUGAGACUUUUAUUUUUAAGUCAUGCUAUUUUCACAGAUUGAUGGUGAUCAUGUGACUCUAGGGAUGCUGAUCUAUGUAUCUUUCCAAAUACAGUGUUUACAUGGAGUAUCACAAGACGCAACCUGGGGAACCAGGAAAGGAGCAGGGAAAUUGAGUGAUUUGCAAUUUGACUUCGAAUAUAUUCAGACUUAAGUAUUUAGAGGAAAUAUCAAAAUAUAAAGCAGCAAGUAGACAUAACUGCUGUUCCUGAGAAUAAAGUUUGUUUUAAGUACUGC
This is a messenger RNA of Symphalangus syndactylus (siamang), 4827 nucleotides long. RefSeq names its product netrin G1 (gene NTNG1). The record is from RefSeq and is a predicted model, not a curated record. NCBI's taxonomy places the organism in Eukaryota, Metazoa, Chordata, Mammalia, Primates, Hylobatidae. Gene Ontology annotation, biological process: animal organ morphogenesis; tissue development; axonogenesis.